AUGCAUACCAAUUCACAAUGGUGGGCUAAAAGCCAAAUUACCUUCUUGGUUGCGGGGAAUGGUGGUGGUGGCAUCAAUGGUGGUAGUAGUGGUGGUGGGAAUGGCGAUGGUGGCGGUAGUGGUAGUGAUGGUUGUGACAAUGAUGGUAGUGAUGACAAUGGUGGAGGUUGUGGUGGCAAUGGUUGUGGUAAUUGUGGUGGCAAUGGCGGCAUCAAUGGUGGUAAUGAUGGUAGUAGUGGUGGUGGCAAUGAUGGUGGUGGCGGUGGUGACAAUGAUGGUAGUGAUGACAAUGGUGAAGGUUAUGGUUAUGGCGGUGGUGGUGACAAAAAUGGUGAUUGUAGUGGUGAUGAUGGUGUAAGGUUAGUAUUGUAG
Messenger RNA from Pyrus x bretschneideri (Chinese white pear), 372 nucleotides. Its product is annotated as putative glycine-rich cell wall structural protein 1. The record is from RefSeq and is a predicted model, not a curated record. Bases 1 to 372 code for a protein of 123 amino acids. The transcript is spliced from 2 exons. Lineage: Eukaryota; Viridiplantae; Streptophyta; Magnoliopsida; Rosales; Rosaceae.